CACCUUGUCCUGUCAUGACCUGAUGCACUUCCAGCGCGAUUGAAGCGACUAUGCCUGGCCAGGGGCCUCAAUCCAACCACCGCCGUGGCAACAGCCUAGCACAGUCGCCCGGCUUUGUUGGUUCUUUUACUCGUUUCUGGCAGCGUUCUUAUGCUUCAGACUACAUUGGUCUUGUUAUUCUCCUUAUUGCAUACAUUCUGCUUCAAUUCUUUGCCGAACCAUUCCAUCGCAUGUUCUCCCUCGAUAACCUCGCCAUACAAUACCCGCACGCUGAGAAGGAGAGAGUGCCAGUCACUUGGCUAUUUAUCUACGCUGGUGGUGUUCCUCUAGGGGUGUUGAUAUUUUGGGCCAUAGCUUUCAGGCCGAAGGGACACAAGGCACAUGUCACCAUUCUCGGUUGGUUCAUAAGCUUGAUUCUGACAUUGUUUAUCACGGAUGUGAUCAAGAAUGCAGUUGGCCGACCACGGCCUGAUCUGAUUGCUCGAUGCAAGCCAGUACGUGAGAAAGGCACCUCGGACCAUCAACUCGUGACCUGGGAAGUCUGCACAGAGACGAACCACCACGUGCUCCACGACGGAUGGCGUAGCUUCCCCAGCGGCCACAGUAGCUUUUCCUUCAGUGGCCUAGGAUACCUUGCUCUCUUCAUAGCAGGUCAAUGCCACGUCUUUCGACCUCGAACGGAUCUCGGGCGGGUUCUUUUGGCACUGGCUCCACUGCUCGGAGCUGCACUGAUUGCUAUUUCACGAUGCGAGGAUUACAGACACGACGUUUGGGACGUGACUACUGGAUCGAUAAUAGGUCUAUUGGUAGCCUUCUACACAUACAGAAGAUACUACCCCUCGCUCAAAUCUAGGGGGUGCGAUACUCCGUAUCCCAAUCCAGCAGAUUCGGCGGAUGGCAGGGGUUUUGGGAAGUUGAAAGAUGAGGAGGAGAGAAUACAGAGCGCUCGCGAUUUCGAGGUGGAUGACCUAGACGAUGAUGCAGAGAGCUAUCCUUUAAACAAUAUCAGGAGUUGAUCUCCGUAUUUUGACGCGUUGGAAGGCUUGCCUGAUAUAUAUUUGGCAUCUUCACUCGCUGUGAUCGUGGGGAAC
This is a messenger RNA of Mytilinidion resinicola, 1091 nucleotides long. Its product is annotated as PAP2-domain-containing protein. The record is from RefSeq and is a predicted model, not a curated record. The transcript has 7 exons. NCBI's taxonomy places the organism in Eukaryota, Fungi, Ascomycota, Dothideomycetes, Mytilinidiales, Mytilinidiaceae. Gene Ontology annotation, molecular function: phosphatidate phosphatase activity. Bases 51 to 1016 code for a protein of 321 amino acids. Gene Ontology annotation, biological process: phospholipid metabolic process.